CGCAGCCGCCCGGGUCCCAGGCGAGGGCGCUGGGGCUGAAUCACCGGGAUGCUCAGGGCUCUCGACCUGCGGCUCGGGGAGGCGCGGGCGGCCACUCAGGCCAAGCCACUCACCUCCUUCCUCAUCCAAGACAUCUUGCGGGACGGCGGGGAGCGGCGCGGCGGCCACAGGGGCAGCCCGCAGCCCCGGCCCCCACCGCAGCCUCCGCGCCAGCCGGCCCCCAGGCAGCACCCAGAGCCAGAGCCAGGAGAGGGAAGAGGUGGCGCCGGGGCGCAGGAGGACGAGCCGAGUGCCCGGCCCUGCGCCGCGCCGCCGGUGAAGGCCGAACCGCCGGCGGAGACCGAGUCAGAUAGGCACUUGGAGACGUAUCUGGUGGACUGUGAAAACACUUCAGGAGCCUUGCCAAGCCUUCCCCAAACCCCCAAGCAGCCACAGAAGCGCUCCCGCGCUGCCUUCUCCCACUCUCAGGUCAUUGAGUUAGAGAAGAAGUUCAGCCACCAGAAGUACCUGUCAGCCCCUGAAAGGGCACACCUGGCCAAGAACCUCAAGCUCACCGAGACCCAAGUGAAAAUAUGGUUCCAGAACAGACGCUAUAAGACCAAGCGGAAGCAGCUUACCUCGGACCUGGGCAGCCUGGAGAAACACUCCUCCUUGCCAGCCCUGAAAGAGGAGGGUUUCUCCCCAGCCUCCCUCCUCUGCAUGUACAACAGCUAUCCUCACUACCCUUACCUAUACUGCUUGGGAGGCUGGAGCCCAGCUUUCUGGUAACACCAGCUCAGACAACAACCAUGCGUGAUCAGAAACUGCCUUUCCCAGGUUGUCUCCCUGGAAGGCAAAAGGGGCCAGGCAGGGUCAGGGAGGAUUGGGGAGCAAGAGGCAUGCAGACCAAAACUGCAUGGUUUGCAUGGAAAUUCCAGGUUCUUCAUUGGUGGGCCAGUGAAAGAUCUGGGCUGGUGAAUAAUUUAAUAUCUAAAUAGUUUCCCUAACACAUAACGUAGGUCGUUUUUGCUUUUAGAGACCUGCUUGAAGUGGGGAAGGAUAAAGUCAAGUGCUGUUUACAGCACUGUGUAUGAUUUUAUAUGAGCUAUCCACAUUGUUUCUGAGGAUUCCGUUCCCAGAACUCCAUUCUCUGGUGUAACUGAGCACUGACACUAAAGGAGCAAACCUGAGGGAGAAGGGACAGCCAAGAUGAGGAUGUCACCUACUGAAUUAGACUUAAUGUCAAAAGCCUUGUUGGCCUUGGAAUAUGACCACGUUUUCUCUCUGUCCCUGUAAGAGAGAAGGAAAUAGAGGAUGUCGCCGAGAAAACCGUCUUACUCAGUGGACCUUGGCUUGGGCUAUGGAGAUGGGUAGGAGGAAAUGAAAAUAUAAGCUUCUUCUUAUUUCUUUUUUAAGAGUACACCAACCUGAGUAUUUACAUGGUGGCCCAAGUAGAAGAAGAAGCAGUCACUGUGGGUUUAAGACAAGCUGUGUAAACAGAACUCCACUGUAAGAAGUGGCCCAAGACAGAAGAAUCUCCAUGUGUCAAAGACAGUGGCCAAAGGACAAGUCUCCCACUGCUGCAGGGAGCAUUAUAAUUUUAUUAGCAAAAGGUAAAAAAGCCUCUCCUGGACCUUUUUGCCCUGGGCCUGAGAAUUCAGAAUGAGAAGGUUUCUGGAGUUUUUAGGCUACGUCUCAUACCACAUCAUGACAGAUCACAUAAUUCUUUACUCUGGGCGCUUUCCUUCCCUCCUUUUAGUUUUCGUUCCUUUUCCACAGCAAUCACCCACUGAAGGGCUUCUUUUCAGUCCAGACUUUUAGUCUGGCUGCACUUCACAUAUGCCUUCCUUAUUUAGCCUGAGAUCUGGUCUACUUUUUUCCCCAAAAAACUUUAUCUUUCCUGGGUUACAAGGGGAGGGGGCAGAGUCUGAAUUGGCUUAAAGACAUGCAUUUUUUGGUAGCUAACAAUUCUUCUUUCCUUUAAAAAUAUACAGCAUUAAAUCCCAAACCCUAUUUAAAGAUUUGAGAUAGCUCUAGAGGGUCACGGCUGCUUUUAUAGGACUUCUGGUGACUGUUGUUACAGUUCAAAGUCUUGACAACCCUUGGGGACCCCUGCAGUCAGAGGAGGUAAGAGUUAUGGCUUUCACACACAAGGAAGAACUCCAAAAUGCAGGGUUGGCACCACUGAGAUGUUUAGUGGAAAUCGAGGGCUCCUGGGCAGGUGUGUAAGGAAAGGUGACCUGGGCCUUAAAGAGCCCAGUCCCCUGAUCAAGCUGACAGGGCUGAGAGCACUUUGCAGGGAGAGGCUAAGAAAAAAAGUUUUCAAAACACAUUACUGUGGCUUCCAUCACUAAAUUACAACAGCAAAAAAACCUGUCCAAAUGCUUUGGGAACGGUAUUUAAUGCUUGUUAAAAAAACAUAGGUUCCCAAAAUGAGUCACCUUGUGACUUCAGAGGGAAUGAGAAGAGGGCAAAGGAGAAAUGUGGCCAUCCUUCUGUUUUCAUGCUAUUAUCUCAGGUGACCUGGUAGAGGGAGAUAUCGGAAUAAAAAAGCCGGUACUAAUGAAGUACCCCGAGACCUGGAAAUCUCUUGAUCCCACCACUUAAUUCUGUUCAGUAAGGAACCUUUCAAUUUCCCCCCAUUAAGAGAGCCAAUUUACUGUUGGUGGCAAAACUGCCAAAGGUGAGAGAAAGUUGGCCCAGUGCACCCCAGUUUCUAUCAGUCUCCUUUUCACAUGUCUCGUAAGCUAGGCAUUCAGUGCUCACUCCCUGUCUCUCCUCACCCUCGGAAUUUAAUUCUUCCAACCUGCAAUUCUGCAAGUAUUAAACAUUUUUCUGUGAUGUAUAUUGUGUUGCAAAAAAAAAAAAUCUUCGUUUUAAAACUAUUUGGUCUGUGAAUUCUUCAUGCUUUCCCCCCGUUGGAACUCGUCACUCAGCCAUAUCUGAACUGGUAGAACAACAUUUGAAGAACUAGUAUGUUGGUAUCUGACAGGCGUAACUGGGGGUGGGGGGGGUGCCCCCGACCAUUUCAUCCAGAUGGCCUGUUUCUAAGCUGUUUAAUAAAUUAGUUUGGGUUCUCCACGUGCAUAACAAACCCUGCUCCGAUUUGUAACCAAACGGCCUGUGACUUGAGAUUUAAUAAAGUACCCUCACCAAACUUUAUUUUUCUAUGUAU
Rhinolophus ferrumequinum (greater horseshoe bat) is the source of this 3154-nucleotide messenger RNA. It is a transcript of the gene NKX3-1, whose product is annotated as NK3 homeobox 1. Lineage: Eukaryota; Metazoa; Chordata; Mammalia; Chiroptera; Rhinolophidae. The record is from RefSeq and is a predicted model, not a curated record. The transcript is spliced from 2 exons. Gene Ontology annotation, biological process: cell differentiation; regulation of transcription by RNA polymerase II. Bases 49 to 768 code for a protein of 239 amino acids. Gene Ontology annotation, cellular component: nucleus. Gene Ontology annotation, molecular function: DNA-binding transcription factor activity, RNA polymerase II-specific; RNA polymerase II cis-regulatory region sequence-specific DNA binding.